Molecule: messenger RNA, 3136 nt
Organism: Theobroma cacao (cacao)
Lineage: Eukaryota; Viridiplantae; Streptophyta; Magnoliopsida; Malvales; Malvaceae
Product: S-adenosyl-L-methionine-dependent methyltransferases superfamily protein
Cellular component (GO): trans-Golgi network; endosome; cytoplasm
Molecular function (GO): methyltransferase activity
Source: RefSeq, a predicted model, not a curated record
AUCCCACUGAUUUCGCGGCCUUCCCCUUUCCCGUGGCCGUCUCUGUCUCUCCCUGUUCUCUUCUACAGGACCCUCCCUUUUUGCUAUUUAAAUUUUGCUUUUGUUUUUUAUAUAAACUCUAAAUUCAAGGGCGCUUGUAUUAAACAAAUUAAAAGAACUCUCAGAAUUAAGAGCGACAGCUGAAAGCUGGAAUUCUCUGCUAUAUAUUUAAAUCAAUAUCAAUCUUUCCCCUCCUCUCUCGUCUUUGCUUAAUGCAGGAACAAUGAAACGAUAACGAUUGAUCAUUAAAAGGCUCUCUUCUCUCUUCAGAUCUGUUCAUUUUUUGUUUUCAGGUGUGAAAUUUUGAAGAAGUGAUUGAGAAAGAAGGAAGUAAAUAGUGACCAUGGCAUUAGGAAAAUAUAGUAGAGUAGAUAAUAAUGGUAGGAGGUCAUCGUCUUCGACUUAUUGUUCGACGGUCACCAUUGUGGUUUUUGUGGGAUUAUGUUUAGUUGGGAUUUGGAUGAUGACUUCAUCGUCUGUUGUCCCUCUUCAAAACGGGGACGAUACUGCUCAGGAAAAGAAAAAUGAGGUCAAAGAUCAGGUCACACCGGUAAUCGAUGAAAGCAAUGGCGGCAGCAACACCGCACAAUUUGAAGAUAACCCCGGGGAUUUGCCUGAGGAUGCCACCAAAGGGGACUUCAAUGUGAGUCUGACUAAAGAUGAUGGCGAUGGCAACUUAAAUAUGCAAGAAAACCAGGAGAAUUCUGAAGAGACAAAGUUGGAUGAGUCUAAGAAGGAUGAUGGGCCAUCCGAAGGUGGAGAGAAAAACAAUGACAGUGGUGAGAAUUUGGGUGGACAAGGGGACACUGAAGAGAAUUCUAAUGACAAAAAGACUGAUCCUGAAGAGAGCAAUGAGAAACCUGACUCCGAUGAGAAUGACAAGAAAUCUGAUUCUGAUGAUGGUGAAAACAAACAGGACGAAAGCUCAUCUGAAACUAAUGGAGAUAAUAAGGUGGAUGGUCAGAUAGAGGAGACUGUUAAUCAAAAUGAUAACAAGGAGUCGGAUAAAAGCACUGAUGAGGCAAAAGAUGAUGCUCAGGUGAAAAACCAGAGUUCAAAUGAAGUUUUCCCGUCUGGUGCUCAAUCUGAACUUUUGAAUGAAAACAUGGCUCAGAAUGGAUCAUUCUCUACGCAGGCGACAGAAUCAAAGAAUGAAAAGGAGGCUCAGUUAUCAUCCAAGGAAUACAGUUGGAAACUUUGCAAUUCCACUGCUGGGCCUGAUUAUAUCCCAUGCCUUGACAAUUGGAAUGCAAUUAGGCAUCUCCCUUCUACCAAACAUUAUGAACAUCGAGAGAGGCACUGUCCGGAAGAACCACCAACCUGCCUUGUUCCUCUUCCCGAAGGAUACAAGCGUCCAAUUGAGUGGCCAAAAAGCAGGGAGAAGAUUUGGUACUACAAUGUUCCUCAUACCAAGCUGGCACAAAUUAAGGGGCAUCAGAAUUGGGUGAAAGUUACUGGAGAAUAUCUUACAUUUCCUGGCGGUGGAACCCAGUUUAAGCAUGGUGCUCUUCAUUAUAUUGACUUCAUAGAAGAGUCUGUGCCUGAUAUAGCAUGGGGUAAACGCUCUCGUGUAAUUUUGGAUGUUGGAUGUGGGGUUGCCAGCUUUGGAGGUUUUCUUUUUGACAGAAAUGUGCUUGCUAUGUCCUUUGCACCUAAAGAUGAACAUGAAGCUCAAGUACAAUUUGCACUUGAAAGGGGGAUUCCUGCUGUGUCUGCUGUGAUGGGUACUAAGAGACUUCCCUAUCCCGGCAGAGUAUUUGAUAUUGUUCAUUGUGCACGAUGUAGAGUGCCAUGGCACAUAGAAGGUGGUAAACUCCUCUUGGAGCUGAACCGUGUGUUGCGACCUGGUGGUUUCUUUGUGUGGUCGGCUACCCCUGUUUAUCAGAAAAUUCCUGAAGAUGUUGGAAUUUGGAAAGCUAUGGUUGAUCUAACAAAAGCCAUGUGCUGGGAGCUUGUAAACAGAACUAGUAGGGAUACGGUAAACGGGGUGGCUGUAGCAACGUUUAAGAAGCCUACUUCUAACGACUGCUAUGAGCAAAGGUCACAACAAGAGCCUCCACUAUGUCCUGAGUCUGAUGAUCCAAAUGCAGCCUGGAAUGUACCUCUGCAAUCAUGCAUGCACAAAGUGCCUGUAGAAGCUUCAGAACGUGGGUCUCAAUGGCCAGAGCAAUGGCCAGCAAGGCUGGAAAAAUCACCUUAUUGGUUGUUGAGUUCCCAAGUUGGAGUUUAUGGUAAAGCAGCGCCCGAGGAUUUUGCUGCUGACCAUGAGCACUGGAAACGUGUGGUAACCAAGUCAUACAUAAAUGGGAUGGGCAUAAACUGGUCAUCUGUCAGAAAUGUAAUGGACAUGAGAGCUGUUUAUGGAGGAUUUGCUGCAGCACUGAAAGAUUUGAAUUUGUGGGUCCUGAAUGUGGUCUCAAUUGACUCUCCAGAUACGCUACCCAUAAUUUAUGAGAGAGGUCUAUUUGGUAUGUAUCAUGAUUGGUGUGAAUCAUUUAGCACCUAUCCGAGGUCUUACGAUCUUCUCCAUGCUGACCAUCUAUUCUCCAAGGUUAAAAAGAGGUGCAAUUUACUGGCUGUGAUUGCAGAGGUUGAUAGAGUGCUUAGGCCAGAAGGGAAGCUCAUUGUUCGGGACAAUAUUGAGACCAUUACUGAGCUUGAGAACAUGUUAAGGUCUAUGCAAUGGGAAGUCCGCAUGACUUACACUAAGGACACUGAAGGCUUGCUGUGUGUCCAGAAAUCCAUGUGGCGACCUAAAGAGGUGGAGACGAUCACAUAUGCCAUUGCUUAGGCACGCUUUCAUUCCAUUGCUACCCCAUUUCGAUCCUCCUCGAGGCGUGGCACGAUAAUGAGAUUAGGUAUUCUUUUUGUUUCGGUUGCUAAUUGUGCAAUACAUGGUUGAUUCGUAGUUCUCUAAGGGUAGCCCUUGUAGGCUUGUAUUAUGUUAAGUAGAGGCCUUUAGUAUCGGAUACAAUUACAUUUUGUUUUAUUUUUUUUAUUUUUAUUCCUUUUAUCUUCUAAUAUAAACUUGUGUCCAAGUUUUUCUUGUAAUGUCAUACUGUUAGUUCUUAAAUGGAAAAUGAAAGCAUAUAUUCAU